Messenger RNA from Cuculus canorus (common cuckoo), 4809 nucleotides. It is a transcript of the gene FIGNL2, whose product is annotated as fidgetin like 2. NCBI's taxonomy places the organism in Eukaryota, Metazoa, Chordata, Aves, Cuculiformes, Cuculidae. Gene Ontology annotation, molecular function: ATP binding; ATP hydrolysis activity; microtubule severing ATPase activity. The coding region runs from base 1788 to 3989 and encodes 733 amino acids. The transcript has 2 exons. The record is from RefSeq and is a predicted model, not a curated record.
GCGGGCGGGAACAAUAGGAUUCUCCCCUGCCCAGCCCCCCCUGCCCGCCUUUGUCUUGCACUGGGGAUAAUGGGCAGCAGCGAGGGUGGGAACCGGCCUGGCCAUUUGGUCACUGGACAGUAAUUUUCUCACACUGCCAAGGGGAGCAUUGAAACAUCUGUCCCGCUCCGCUGCCUCAUUCAUGUCCCAUUUCAAACCCCUGACAACUUCUCCCUGCCUGCUCGCCCUCCCCCUCCGCCUGGUUUUCCAGGGUGCGACUGUGCUUUCCGGGAGUUUUGGCUUUUCUUCUCCCCAAAUGCAACUCGUCUUUAAAGGCUGGGAUGGAGGCAGGUUUGCUUCUCCAUCCUUUCGCGCUUGAGUUUGCUUUGGUGGCAGCAGCGCUCGUGCAAACCCGUGCAUCCCCCCCUCUGCCCUUCUUCUUGCGGUGGCUUCCCUGGAGGAGCAGCCCCAGCCCAUGCCGUGGUCGUGGUGGGCUUCCAGCUGCAAAUACGGUGUUGUCCAACCUCUUGCAGGCUCCUAGAAAAGCAAUUCCCAUCACCGUGCUUAUCUGGUAGACACCAGUUUUCAACUGGCGUUGGAGCAGUGGGAUUCAGGGGUUGAUGCUGAUCCUCACUAUGGGAAAGAGCUGAGCACUCCUUGGAGAAAUGACCGUUUGUGGCUGUCCUCGUGCUGGGUUGUCCCUGGAAAUCAAGCUGCUCUACUGCAGGAGAAGAUAGAUGUAGAGCUGCUUGGGGUGUGGCCCGCCAGGUCUUCCUGUCUCCAUGAAGGGAUGGGUGAGGGUAUCUGUGCCACCGUCGAGGGUAACUCCAGAAGAAACAGCCUGGAAAUGCCACCAGGAUUCGCUGGUUGUGGUGGUGGCAGCUCGUUCCCACCGUGCUGCUCUGCACCAAGCCCAGUGCCAUGGUGGAUGCCGGAGCAAUUGGCCACCCCCCAGGACUUCCCAAACCCCCUUUCCUCCUGCCCUGAGCUCCGUGUUGUUUUUUUUGGGGGGAGACAGAAGCUGCCGUGCUGCACAUCUCCCACCACGGCCCAGUGCUCUGAGCAAGGCUGGAAAUUCCUGCUGGUUUAGUGCCUUCAAGAAAGAGAAAAUCUUAUUCCACAUGGACUCAUCCAAACCCAUGAAGAGGUUCUCAUUGCCUUUUGCUCUCCCACAAGGAAGGGCCCCCCUGUCCCUCCAUGCCAAGGUAGACCCCGUGUGUGUGUCUCAGGGAACAGUUGCUUUAGGAAGAUGGGUUUGGGGAGUAGCGUUGUCCUUUGUGUCCAUUAAAAAAGGCUCUUUCCCGCAGGCAGUCGGGGCCGGCUCUGCCGGAGUGCUGAUCUAUCAGAAGCACUUUAAUAAUGGCCAGUAAAUGCAGGGAGGAUGCCGGAUAAAGCCCCGCAAAGCUGCCAUUUAAAUCCUCUUGUGUAAGUUUGAUAUCCAAAGUGGAAGUACAAAUGCCAUAUAAGUCAAUUAAAGCAUUAAGUAAUCUAAUUGUGCCGUGGUCACAAAGUGGCUUAAAGGCUGAGAGAGGCGAGUGAAUGGUGCACGAGGUCCCCUCCUGGUUCCUGCUUUCGCCGUCCCCCGAGGCACCGGGCAUAAGAGCAGGGGGGAAGUGGGGGACCUGCGCCGGGGGGGUGAUGAGCGACACUGCCACCCCCUUUUGCAGACAUUCGAGGGCCACCGGGUAUUUGGGGCUGGAGGAAGAGAAGGUGACACCAACCUGUGCAUCCUGAUGAUGUGGAGUCGUUGCGGGGAACGGCGAGGCGAGGUUGGUGAUGGAAGUCACGCAACCUGAUGUCUGUUGAAGAUGCACUGGUCACCAGAGCAUGCCCAGUCCCUGAACCAGUGGCCGGAGCAGCACCUCGACGUCUCCUCCACCACCUCCUCACCAGCCCACAAGUCCGACCUCUACCCCAGCACUCGCCAGCGCUUCAACUACGCCUGGGCCAACGACGACAUCUCCGCUCUCACCGCCUCCAACCUCCUCAAGAGGUACGCCGAGAAGUACUCGGGGGUGCUGGACACAUCCUACGAGCGCCCAGCGCUGAGCAGCUACGGGGAUGGAGCCUUCGGGCCCGUUAAUGGGCAGAAAGGGGAUGGGGAGCCCUGGCCGGUGGCGCACGGCUCCGACGGCGCCUACCCACUAACCCCCAUCCACGAUGGCCUCGCCAGCGCCAAGGGGGUGGUGCCACCCGCCGUCCCCACCAGCGGCGGUGCUAUCGGGCUCGGUGGCUCCCCGGUGGUGUCCGCCAACCUCGCUGAUCCCAUGUACCCCGGGAAUGCCUGCGGAGGAGCUGCCACCGGCUCCAGCGGGCUCGGGUCAUCUCAGGAGUACCCCUCAGGCUACGGUGGCACCUACUUGCCCUCUGGCUACUGCACCCAGCCGGCGGCCGCGCUCCCUCCGCCUCACCCCCCUGCCCUCCACGGCUCAGGGCUCCUGCAGCCCCCGCACCCCUCAUCCGCGCUGGUGCCGGGCUACGGCUCCUCGGGCCCCAUGUACAACUACACCGCUGGCAGCUACACAGCGCAGCCGGGCUACGGCACCAUCCACGCGCCCCAUCCCUCUGCCUCCUACCUGCCCUCCGGCAUUGCAGCACCCACUCCUAUCCCCGCCCCGCCGCCUGCCACCCGCCCACCUGGAGUCCCCGGCUACGGCUACCAGGGUGCCGGAUUGACCCCCCUGGCCAUGCCGCCCCUCGGCACCGAGGCGUCAGGCACUCUGAAGAGGAAGGCUUUCGACAUCUCCGGCGGGGAGGAUGAGGGGGAGGGCAGGUAUAGAAAAUACAGCUAUGAGCAGCCAAAGUCCCCCUACCCCAUGUCGGACAACGGCGAGUGCCGGGGCAAUGGGUUUGUUGGCAACGCCGAGUCCUCCCAGGUGGCCUUCAAGCCUGGGAAGCGGCCGACGGGAGCCGGGAAUGCUGAGGAACACACCAGCAAGUACGGAGGGCAGACGAUGAAGAGUAUGGUCUCACCACCCUACAGUGCCGGGGAUGCUCCGCUGCGGCCGACGGAGCCCUUUGAGAAGUUCAGCCCCCCUCUUGCCAAUGGGGAGCGGACGGCCGAGCCAGGCCCCACCUUCCCGCUGCGGCUGCCCCCCAAAGCACCGGUCUUCAGCAACCCACCGGUGGAGGAGCAACCCAAGAACAUUGACCCCUUGGCCUUGGAGCUGGUGAACACCAAGAUCGUGGAACGUGGGCCUCCUGUGCAGUGGACAGACAUCGCUGGGCAGGUGUCCGUGAAGGCCACCAUCGAGGAGGAGUUAGUGUGGCCCAUCCUGCGUCCCGGAGCCUACACUGGGGUGAGUCGGCCACCCCGAACCAUCCUGCUGUUUGGUCCCCGUGGCACGGGGAAGACCCUGCUGAGCCGGUGCAUCUCCACCCAGCUGGGUUCCACCUUGCUGAAGCUCAGUGGGACAACCUUACUCUCCACCUGGAAAGCCGAAGCCGAGAAGAUCCUGCAGACCGUCUUCUUCGUGGCCAGCUGCCGACAGCCCGCGGUGGUGCUCAUCACCGAGGCCGAGUCCUUGCUGGCAGCCCGGGCUGGCGAGGACAGCAGCCAAGUGAGCAACCUCAAGUCCCAGCUUCUCUCCUACCUGGACAACGUGGCUACCUCAUCCGAGCAGAACGUGGUUGUCAUCGGGACCACCUCCCGGCCUGGCAGCAUGGAUGAAGCUUCCCAUCGGCGCUUCGCCAAGCGGUUCUACAUCUCCCCACCAGACAGCAUCGCCCGGCGGCAGAUCCUCCAUCACGCCUUGGCUCAGCAGAGCUCCUGCCUCAGCGAGCGGGAGAUGGCUUCCCUAGUGCAGCACACGGAGAGCUUCUCGGGCAGCGAGCUGCUCCAGCUCUGCCAGCACGCCGGGACCACCACGCUGCAUGGUUUGCCGGGCCAGAUCCAACCCACUUCCUACCAGGACUUUGAGAAGGCGUUCUGCAAGGUCAGCCCUGCCACCUCCCAGAAGGAGCUGGACUUAUUCCUGGAGUGGGAUAAGAUGUACGGCACCAGGCACUGACGGCGCGGCAUCGGGGGGGACAGGGGUGUGGGACAGACCCUUCGCCCCAGCCCUGCUUUUGGGGAGGGCAUCCUCACCUCGUGGAUUCCUCAAAGCUCCAUCCAACCUGACCUUGAACACCUCUGGGGAUGGGGCAGCCACGACUUCCUGGGCGACCUGGGCCAGUACCUCCCCACCCUCCCAGUAAAUAUUUUCAUCCUAAUAUCUCAUCUAAUAGAUAUUAGGAAUAAUAGGAUGUAAUAAUAUCAUGGAUGCAGGGUUUGGAGGGGCCAGAUUGGGGUUUGCAAGGGCUUUGGUUCUCUACCAGGGCUGGACAACCCCAUCCAGCAGCUCAGGAGACCCUGGACAGCCCUGCCCACACGCACCGUCCUCUUCUUCGCCGUUCUGGACUCAACUGGGCUUUUCCUCUCCUCAGCAGCCGUUGCCCGCUGAACUCAGGAUCACCUAUUUAUUAUUCUCCCGUUCAUCCGUCCCUGGACCGGCGACGCGGGGCCAGUGGCACCUCGGGAUCCGCCUUUCGGAUGUAUGAGCCCCCCCCCCGGCUUUCCAGAGGCUUAAUUAUCCUUAUUUUUUAAUUGCUUUUAUUGUUCCUAACAGAAAUACCUCGGGCGCCUUCAGAGCAAGGCAGCCCCUCGCAGCCCAGGGGCGAUGGCCUCGGUUGGGAAGGGAGGGGAAUGGGAUGGGGGGGAAACCCAAAACCAGGGGGGUUUUGGAGUAAAACGCUGUAGAUCGUUGAAGAUACUAGACUUGGGUUUUUUUAUUUUUGUAAGGUAUGUAGUAUUUUUGUUGUUGUUUUCUUUUUAACUACUCAGGAAAAGAA